Molecule: messenger RNA, 966 nt
Organism: Leptopilina heterotoma
Lineage: Eukaryota; Metazoa; Arthropoda; Insecta; Hymenoptera; Figitidae
Exons: 2
Coding region: 1-966 (321 amino acids)
Source: RefSeq, a predicted model, not a curated record
AUGGACGAACUUCUCAAUAUUCCAGCAGCAGUGAAUUUUGAUGAGUCUAUAGCUCAUUAUGAAAUUCAUGCUCAUCAACCGUAUGCUUCUUCAUCUUUUAACAAUAGUGAUGAAAUUCGAAUCGCAGUACAACAUCAAGACUUGUGCAUUUUACCUAGUAAAAGUUCAUUACAUAUUUUUGGCAGAUUAGCUAAAAAUGAUGGAAAUACUCUUACGGAAAACGUGCAUUUAAGUAAUAAUGCUGUAUGUUUUUUGUUUGAUGAAAUUCGCUAUGAACUAAAUGGAAUUGAAAUAGAUCGAUGCAAAAACGUUGGACAUACUACAAUUAUGAAAAAUUAUGUCUCGCAAACUCCUACACAGUUAAAUUUUAUUGAAAAUGCUGGGUAUUCAAGAAUGGCAGCUGAUGCAAGACUUGUAUUGGAAAAUGGCUAUUUUGAUGUCACUAUACCACUCAGCAUGAUUUUUGGUUUUGCCGAAGAUUAUAAAAAAAUCAUUAUGAACGCUAAACAUGAACUUAUCUUAACAAGAGCACGUUCUGACGUGAAUGCCGUAAUUCAAACAGGACAAGGAGGUGAUGAAGAAUUUAAAAUUUUCAUCAAUAAACUUGAAUGGAUGGUUCCAUACGUUCUACCUGCAGAUAAUAAUAAAAUAAAACUAUUAAAAUUUAUUGAAAAAGAUCCAUUAAUUUCAAUAAGCUUCAGAUCUUGGGAAAUGUAUGAAUAUCCUCUAAUUCCUACAAGUUCAAAAGUUUUGUGGCAAAUUAAAACAUCAACACAAUUAGAGAAACCACGCUAUGUUAUUGUUGGAUUUCAAACAGCGAGAAAAGAUAAACCGUCAGUUGAUGUGCGUUUAGAAUUUGAAGCAGGAAUCAACAUGCCGGCUAAAACUACUGCCUAUUGCUUAAUCAUCCAUGACCGCGUCAUACAAUAUAAACCAAUCAGCGGUGUUGUCAAGAAACUGUUGUAG